Messenger RNA from Haplochromis burtoni (Burton's mouthbrooder), 2603 nucleotides. RefSeq names its product E3 ubiquitin-protein ligase TRIM39. Gene Ontology annotation, molecular function: zinc ion binding; protein binding. Bases 123 to 1757 code for a protein of 544 amino acids. Lineage: Eukaryota; Metazoa; Chordata; Actinopteri; Cichliformes; Cichlidae. The record is from RefSeq and is a predicted model, not a curated record. The transcript is spliced from 8 exons.
ACAGCUAGUCCUGUUAUCUAUUCAUGCCAAUUUAUGCAGCAGGAGUCACCUGAUCUGCUGUCAGUAAGAACACAGGAGUGGUUGGAUAACUUCCAUUACAGAAGAAAAGCUUUCUGCAGGUCAUGGCCUCCAACAUGCUACCAGAAAAGCAGUUCUACUGUCCCGUCUGUGAGCAGGUGUUCACAGACCCGGUGACGACUCCCUGCGGACACAACUUCUGCCAAGCCUGCAUUCAGAGCAAGUGGGAAGGCACUGACGUCUGCCAAUGCCCCGCGUGUGACAGGUCGUUCCCUUCAAGGCCUGAAAUAAGCAUAAAUAUAGCUUUCAAAGAGCUCGCAGACACAUUCAAACAGAUGAUAGUCUGCUCAUCGGCCACGCCGCUGUCUUCAGCCCAGCCUGGUGAGGUGGUGUGUGAUGUCUGUGCCGCCACGUCCCUGCAGGUGAAAGCACUGAAAUCCUGCCUGGUGUGCCUGACAUCGUACUGUGAAUCCCACCUGGAGCCUCACAAGAGGGUGGUCACCCUGAAGCUGCACAAGCUCAUGGAGCCGGUGAAGAACCUGCAGGACAGGAUGUGUAAGAAGCACGAGCGGCUGCUGGAGAUGUUCUGCAGGGAUGAGCAGAAGUGUGUGUGCCAGUUCUGCACUGAGACUGAGCACAGAGACCACAAGGUUGUUUCUGUAGAGGACGAGAGCACGGAGAGGAAGGUCCUUAUUAAGAAGAGUGAGGCCGAUUUUCAGCAGAUGAUCCAGGAGCGACUGAAGAAAGGGGAGGAGAUCAAAAACUGUUUGAAGCUCAGCACGGUAAGUGGAGAGAUGGAGGUGAAGGAGAGCGAUCGUCUCUUUACGUCUCUGAUUCAUACCAUCAAGGAGAGACAGACCGAAGUGAAUGCAGAGAUAAAGGAGAAGCAGAAGGCAGUGGAGAGGAGGGCGGAGGAGCUCAUCAGUGAGCUGCAGCAGGAGAUCACUGAGCUGCAGAGGAGAAACACGGAGAUGGAGGAGCUGAAGAACACUGAGGAUCACCUGCACCUCCUGCAGCAUUUGCCCUCUAUUACAUCACCUCCACCCACAAAAGAGUGGAUGGAGAUCAACAUACCACCUGAGCUCUGUGUGGGGACUGUGCGGAGAGCCUUGUCUAAAGUUGAACGGACCCUCAUGAAUGAAAUGGAAAAUUUGAAGAAAGAAGAGAUGAAGAGGAUGCAGAAAUAUGCAGUUGACGUGGUUUUAGAUCCGGACACUGCCCAUCCAAACAUCGUCUUAACAGCUGACGGGAAGCAAGCGGGUCGUGGUGAGCUUCUUCACGUUGUUCCAGACAACCCCCAACGCUUCGACCCUGUCAUCUGUGUUUUGGCCAAGCAAGGCUACAUCUCGGGGAGGUUCUACUUCCAGGUUUCAGUCGGUCAAAAGACCUUCUGGGAUCUGGGCGUGGUCAAAGGAUCUGUCAACAGGAAGGGCAUGAUCACCUCCAAGCCAGAAAACGGCUACUGGACAGUGCGCUUGAGGAACGGCGAUGAGUAUCGAGCUUUAGACUCCCCUUCGGUCCGUCUUCCUCUCAAGGAGAAACCGGAGAUUGUGGGGGUCUUUACGGAUUACGACGAGGGAACCGUGUCGUUCUUCGACGUGGAGGCCAGAUCUCACAUCUACACCUUUACUGGGUGCCUUUUCUCUGAGAAAGUUUACCCCUUCUUCAGCCCGGGCGUUUGUGACGAAGGAAAAAACAAAGGGCCAUUGAUUAUCACAACUGUCAAUCAUGAGUCAUAGACUGGAAGAGCCUAUACCUGCUUUUUAAAGAUGCAAGGGAUGUUUUAUCUUUACUAAACUCGAAUAUUAAUAUUAAAGCUUUUUUGGUAUUUGGGUUCUAUGUAACAUGUUUCAUGGCUUGAAGUAUUGAUGUGAAUGGUGACAGUGGUGCUUAAAUGAAGAGCCUUUCUCUAAUAUAUUUGCUGUUGUUCUAAAAGGUUGUUUUUUUGGACAAAAAAGUUGCACUACCAGCAAAAAAUGCUUCUUUUUUGUAUAUAUUGUCUUUUUAACAAUCAUCGUCCAUGACGUGAAAGAAGCCACAAUAAAACACAAUCUCCUGUUUCAGAUGCAAUUUUUAAUUUCUUCUAGCUAUUUGGGAUUAAUUGGCCUCGACUAAGCUUCAUCUUUGCAUCUUUGAACAGAAAGUGUUUGGGUUCUUUUUAGUUUGAUGAGUGUAGUUUAGAACAUAAUGUUUUAAGAAACAUACAACAUUUUAAUGCGCAGAUUGGAGUAUAAGGUGCAGGAAUGCCAGAUGAGAUGACGAUGCAGGGACUCGGGAGGUUAAGUAAGAACUAUAAGUCAUCCUAAAUGUAAAAUGAAUGACUAUAGAAACCAAUUUAAACUUCAUCUGACUUACACUCAGAAACAUGCAACACUAACCCUGUAAAGUCAAAUGUAUUAGAUUUGGCCCAUUUUAAGACAUCAGUAUGAUUUUUGAACCCUAACCCUCUUUAUUUAAGUUUUCAAGAUAAACAAACUGUACACAAAAAUGCCAAAUGUAGUACAAAUUAAGAUAAGAUAAGAUAAGAUAACCUUUAUUAGUCCCACACGUGGGAAAUUUGUUUUGUCACAGCAGGAAGUGGACAG